This is a messenger RNA of Saprolegnia diclina VS20, 1269 nucleotides long. RefSeq lists its product as hypothetical. The coding region runs from base 151 to 1167 and encodes 338 amino acids. Gene Ontology annotation, molecular function: cysteine-type endopeptidase activity. NCBI's taxonomy places the organism in Eukaryota, Oomycota, Saprolegniomycetes, Saprolegniales, Saprolegniaceae. The transcript has a single exon. The record is from RefSeq and is a predicted model, not a curated record. Gene Ontology annotation, cellular component: lysosome.
UUUCUCCCGCCCAAGACCGAGCACGGCAACCUCGAGGACGGCGAGAUCGACGACGAGCUCGAGCGCUUUGCGACGACGCAAAAGAUCGUCGACGAACUCAACACGCAGCACAGCGGCGCCGUCUUCUCGACCGACAACCAGUUUGCACUCAUGACCGAAGACGAGUUUGCGGCGUUUGUGAAGGGCGCGUUCAAGCACGAGACGCCCAAGCGCCAGCUCCGCGCCGACAACAUUCAACUGUCGCUCACGCAAGCACAGCGCGAGGCCACGGACGUCGACUGGACGACCAACAAGUGCAUGUCGCCGGUGCGCAACCAAGGCAGCUGCGGCUCAUGCUGGUCGUUUGCGGCCGUCGGCGCCGUCGAGGCUGCGCACUGCCUUGUGACAGGGGACCUCGUCGACUUUUCCGAGCAGCAGCUCGUGAGCUGUGCGUCGAGCGCCGGCCAUGGUUGCCAGGGCGGCUGGCCCGACAAGGCGCUCGACUACAUUGCUCAGACCGGCCUCUGCACCGAGUCGAGUUUCCCGUACACGUCCGGCAGCUCCAACCAGAACGGGCAGUGCCAAAACUGUCAAAAGACCAAGGUCAGCGUCGGCAACUCGGUGGACAUCCAAGGUGAGAACGCGCUGCAGUCGGCGCUCGACAAGCAACCGGUGACCGUCGUCGUCGAGGCCGGCAACAACGUGUGGCGCAACUACAAGAGCGGCGUCGUGCAGAGCUGCCCGGGUGCGCAGUCGGACCACGCAGUCAUUGCGGUCGGGUAUGGCACGAAAGAUGGCCAGCAGCACUUCAAGAUCAAGAACUCGUGGGGCACAGGCUGGGGCGAGAAGGGCUACAUCUACCUCAAGCGCGGUGGCAGCGGCAAAGGCAUGUGCAACGUAGCCGAGCGUCCGUCGUACCCGACGAUGACCGGCAAGCCGCAGCCGUCGUCCAACCAGCCGCAGCCGACAUCCAAGCAGCCGCAACCGACGUCCAAGCAGCCGUUGCCCAAGCCGACGAAGAAGCCGUCGAGCCAGCCGACGGAAAAGCCAACGACCGUGAAGCCGGCCGGCAAGUGCGACUGCAAGGGCUGCUACUAUCCGCCCGUUGGUGGCUGCUUGAGCUCGUACUACGACCAAGACUACUGUGAGUACCUCUCGGGCUCGUAUGGCUCGUAUUGGUGCGCCUAAGUGGUUUAUGGAUUUGUGUAAACUGAGUACAAUAUGAUACAUAUAUCCUUUAAUGUUAUUCUAAAAGUAAAUUAUACUGUGUUGAGAGACAGUACAAAAGAC